Molecule: messenger RNA, 1684 nt
Organism: Trifolium pratense (red clover)
Lineage: Eukaryota; Viridiplantae; Streptophyta; Magnoliopsida; Fabales; Fabaceae
Exons: 5
Coding region: 1-1662 (553 amino acids)
Biological process (GO): ubiquitin-dependent protein catabolic process; protein polyubiquitination; positive regulation of proteasomal ubiquitin-dependent protein catabolic process
Cellular component (GO): cytoplasm; ubiquitin ligase complex
Molecular function (GO): ubiquitin conjugating enzyme binding; ubiquitin protein ligase activity; zinc ion binding
Source: RefSeq, a predicted model, not a curated record
AUGUCUGAAUCUUCACAAACCACUAAAACCGGACGGUCUACUCGAUCAAAGACAAAAAUCGAUCCCUCAAAGAUUAUCAAGGACGCGGUCCCUGUUACAAUUGUUCGUGCUUCCAAAUCCAAAACUCAAUCAAGUGUUGCUGAGAAGAAGGUAAAGGGAAAAUCAGUUGAAAAGAUGAAAGCUCCAAAAGUAAGUGACAAUACUUCCCCUUCUAUUGAUAAAUCUGGUAAAGGAAGUUCUAAGAAGAAGAAAAGGGAUUAUAAGUCUAGAAUUCCUCUUUCUAUGUCUGAUCUGGUUUUUGAAUCUAAUGUUAAAACAUCCGAGCAAACAACUGAAGAAGAUUCUCAGAACCCUAAAUCUGUAGAACGUUCAACUUCCAUCUUCUUCAAUCACAAAAUUCACCCCUGUGCACUCAUCAUGUCUGACUCGGCCAAAUCUUCACCAACAAAGACAGAUGCUGUACCAUCACCACAAAUGGCGAUAAAUGCUAUUCCACUCAACACCAUACCUGCCACAAGUCCAACGAUGAGGAGAAAAUCUGUUGCAAAGAAGGCUAAAUCAUCGCGAACGAAUACAAAUCCUUCCUCUCCCGCUGAAAUUAAAACACGUAAAGGCAAGAAAGGGAAAGGUGAAUCGAGUAAGCCUUUUACAAUGUCUGAACUUCACAUUGAUCCACUACCAUCAAGUGAUGUUGCAACGCCUGUCUCCAAUCCUACAGUUGAAAAUGUUACUGCAUCUGGUAAGAUUUCUGUUAAUUUAGGUCUUAAUACACCAAAAUCUGCUGAAACCCUAGGUUUAAAGGACCCUGCUAUGUCUGAAAAAUUGGGGAAAACUGUUCCUAACCCUCCUACUGUUGUUGCAAAGCAAAACACAAUGAAGAAGAUAAAAUCUCGUUCAGAAAAUCUUGAUGAAAAGAACAAGAACAAGACCAAAGAUCAAUCCUCAAUGAAGAAGAGAAAGAGAAAUUCUCUUUCAGAAAAUAUUGAUGAAAAGAACAAGAACAAGAAGAAUGUUAAAGUUCAAUCCUCAAAAACAUUCACAUGCGGUAUAUGUUUUGAUUCUGUUAGAGUCUCUAAAAGAUUCACAAACACUUCAUGCAAUCAUCCCUUUUGUAGAACUUGCAUAUCAAAAUAUGUUAAAGUUCAAAGAAAAGACAAAGUGGUGAAACUGAAUUGUCCCAAUCCAACUUGUUCUGUUCAACUCACACCAGAACAUUUACAAUCUAUUUUAUCUAAAAAAGUUAUGAUUGAUUGGGAAUCUGCGAUCCACGAGUCUUCGAUUUCUUUGGAGCAAAAGAUUUACUGUCCUUACAAGAAUUGUUCAAUUUUGUUGGUGAAUGACGGGGCCGAGGUUGUUACAAGUUGUGAAUGUCCUUCUUGUCAUAGGUUAUUCUGUGCACAAUGUAAAGUUCCGUGGCACGCAGAUAUGAGUUGUCGGGAAUUUCUUGAUUCGAAAAAUGGUCGACAUGAGAAACGUUUGGAAAAGAAAUUUUUAGAUUUGGCUACAAAGGAAAAGUGGCAGAAAUGUCCCAAAUGUUCUAUGCAUGUUCAGAGAAAUGGUGGAUGUGAUUCCAUGCAUUGCAGGUGUGGAUGUAACUUCUGCUACAAGUGUGGUGGGGAUUUGGCUCGUGUACAUAGGUGCAAUGCUACACCUAGAUUAUAACAUUCACGUGGUUAUAACAGAU